AUGGCAAAUAUUAAUGCUAAAUUUGAAACAAAAAUUGAUAAGUCAAAAGAGAUACAAAAAGAACCAUCUAUUAUUAGAUUGCUAAAAAACCAUGAUGUAGAAUCUAUAAAGUUUAAAAGAAUUUUCUAUAAAUUUGAAGAAGAUUUAGAUGUUCCUAAAUUUAAAAUGUGGGAUACAUGGGAAAAAAAUGAAUUACAAUUUUCAAUAUCAAAAUAUCCUAAAAACGCAUUUCAGGAAAUGAUUGAAUGGACUAAAGAAGGAAAAUUAUGGAAAUUUCCUAUAGAUAAUGAACAAGGGAUGGAAGAUGAAUAUAAUGUACAUUUCUCAAAGCAUGUAUUUUUGGAACAUCAUUUGGUACCAUGGUGUCCCUCUAAGGGUCCAAUACGACAUUUUAUGGAAUUAGUAUGUAUUGGACUUUCAAAAAAUCCAUAUAUGACAAUUGAAGAAAAAUAUGAUCAUAUAAUGUGGUAUAAAGAUUAUUUUAAAGAUAAACAAGAUUUAUUACAAAAAUUAGGUAUUGUAGAAUAAAGAAAAUAUUUGUAAAAAAUAUAUAAAAUGA
Apis laboriosa (Himalayan honeybee) is the source of this 559-nucleotide messenger RNA. It is a transcript of the gene mRpS31, whose product is annotated as 28S ribosomal protein S31, mitochondrial. Gene Ontology annotation, molecular function: structural constituent of ribosome. NCBI's taxonomy places the organism in Eukaryota, Metazoa, Arthropoda, Insecta, Hymenoptera, Apidae. The record is from RefSeq and is a predicted model, not a curated record. Gene Ontology annotation, cellular component: mitochondrial small ribosomal subunit. The transcript is spliced from 3 exons. Bases 1 to 528 code for a protein of 175 amino acids.